Panicum virgatum (switchgrass) is the source of this 969-nucleotide messenger RNA. RefSeq lists its product as uncharacterized. The transcript has 4 exons. The record is from RefSeq and is a predicted model, not a curated record. Lineage: Eukaryota; Viridiplantae; Streptophyta; Magnoliopsida; Poales; Poaceae. The coding region runs from base 78 to 728 and encodes 216 amino acids.
UGUUUCUUGGGUUCAGCGACCCAUUUCUCCCUCUUGCCAGGCGCCGGCCCCCGGCCCGACCGUGUGCCGAGCUGACGAUGGCGGAGACGGUGGACUUCGCGAGCGGCGACGCGGCGGCGUGGCGCGCGGCGCUGGCCGCGUACGACCGCCGGCUCGAAGCCCUGGACAAGCCCGAUCUCGUGGCCGUGGACUCCUUCUACCGCCACGACCUCCCGGCCCUCCUGCGCGGCCGCGAUCCGGACCCCUUCAUCGCCAAGCCCGAGCUGGCGCGCCUCCUCCAGUGGAAGCUCUCCCGCGGCAAGUGGAGGCCGAGACUGAUGGAUUUCGUCAAGGGCUUGGACGACGCGGUGGUGGAGUCGGCAUCGCGCAAGGCGUUCGCGGCGCUGCCCGACCUCAGCAGGGCCAUCACCGAGCUCACCGUGCUCAAGGGCGUCGGCCCCGCCACUGCGUCCGCCGUGCUCGCCGCCUACGCGCCGGAUGUCGCGCCGUUCAUGUCCGACGAGGCGAUGGUAGCGGCCUUGGCCAAUGCAAAGGAGUACACACUGAAGCAGUACCUUGCAUUUGCUGACAAAUUGCAGGCAAAAGCAAAGGAACUAACUGUAGGAGAAGAAAGUUUCACACCCUCAGAUGUGGAGAGAGCACUAUGGAGCUCGGCAAUUGGGUCGAAGUCACCAACCAGUGGUAACGUGAAGAGCGAAUCAAAAAUGCGUGGCAAGAGGAAACGAUGAUCCACACCGAGCUACUUUACUAAGGCUAGAAGAAUUUACUGGCUGGGGGGCUUAGAUUUUUAGAUUGAAAAAAUUGUAGUUUCUGUAACCUGUGUGCUCUCAAUGAUCGAACACUUCAUUCUGUACAUGGCCUCCAGUGACCGUCACUGCAUGCGCUGGGAUGUAUUUGUUUUUCAAGAAGGCCCAUGUACCAGCUGUUUCUGAAAAUCAAUUUGCAAGCAGUCUGAUUAUUUGUUACUAA